Molecule: messenger RNA, 2446 nt
Organism: Photinus pyralis (common eastern firefly)
Lineage: Eukaryota; Metazoa; Arthropoda; Insecta; Coleoptera; Lampyridae
Product: WD repeat-containing protein 6-like
Exons: 5
Coding region: 135-2297 (720 amino acids)
Biological process (GO): tRNA methylation
Cellular component (GO): cytoplasm
Molecular function (GO): protein binding
Source: RefSeq, a predicted model, not a curated record
GAGAGAACAAAAUCGCAGUGUUGGAGUGUGAUUUCUUAAAUAUUAAUUUUGAAAAGGAGUCAUUGUUUUCUGUGGAGGAUUGGAUACUAUCUGCUGCAUGGACUGAUAAUGAUGAACAUAUUGUAACAGUUUCUAUGCACAAUGUUGUUCACCUUUGGUCAAAGGAAUUUGAAUUAAUUGAGAAAAAAUGUUGCCAAGAGAAUUGCAUUCUGUACAGUAGCCAUUUGGUUAAUAACUUAUGGACAGACAUUAUCGUUCUGGCAGGAACAGUGUUUAGCCAGAUAUUAAUAUGGUGGCCUUAUAAAUCUGGUGGAGGUAAUGUUUGUCCUAUUCUAGCCAAAUUAGACGGGCAUAAGGGCGUAAUUUUUUCCAUUGAUUGUAAUCAGAAGACUGGAAUAAUAUGUUCAACAUCGGACGACCGAUCUGCUAUUCUGUGGUCCAUUCCAAACAAGAAUUUAGUGGCUGAACUUUUGCAGCCAGAACCAAAGAUCAUCUUGAAAUAUUCAAUGUAUGGUCAUACAGCUCGAGUAUUUCGUUGUUUGGCACUUGAUGAACGUAUAUUAACUGCAGGUGAAGAUUCUUUGAUCAACGUAUGGGAUUUGGAGGGAAAUUUGAUAAAGAGAUUUGAGGCGCAUACUGGAUCUCCAGUGUGGGCAUUAGAUUAUGAUAGUGAGAAUGGUGUAUUAGCAACGGCAGGAGGAGACUGUGGAGUUACCCUUUUAUCUUUGAAUGACAACAUUGACAAACAAGAAGUUGAGGUCGUUAAUAAGCACACACUGAAAAAAGUUGGUGCUUUAAAUAAUGCAAAUUUAGUGGGAAUUUCAGAAAGGGGAAUGAUAUUACUUUAUCUUUCAAGUUCAAAGAUAUGGAUGGAAGUAAAACAACAUAAUGACUUAAUAAGCUAUGCAUUGUUGGAUGUUUGGAAGAAAACCAAUUCGAUAGCGUUUGCAGGAUACUAUGGAACUCUUCACAUUUACAAUCAAGAGUCAAGCAAGCUAAUCCAUGUCUGCAGUUAUUCCACAGAAAGUAAAUCAAGGGUAUUUUCAUUACACUGGUUGAGCGAAAAUAAUGUUUUAACAUGUGAAGCAGAGGGAGUUGUUUACAUUUGGCUUAUACAAAAUCACUCCAUUGUACUGGAAACACACUUAAAGUUACCUCCUAGUAAAGAACGAUGGACAACUUGUGCGUGUCUUUGUGGAGAGAAACGCGUCGCGGUUGGCGACCGAAAAGGAAAUGUUUACAUUUAUAGGUUUGACAAUGCUGAUCCUAUACAAGUAAUAAGAAAAGCCCAUAAUUAUUUGGGUAUUACUAACUUACACUUUAGAAAUGAUUACUUAACAUCACUUGGUAGGAAUUCCCUUAUCAAGAAGUACAAAUUUGACCAGUCUAAGCAGCAGUUUAUUCAUUUAUCAUCUGAUAAAGUACCGUUUUCUUGGACAGCAGCAAUUUGCUACCAUAAAAACUGUAUAUUACUCCUCGCUUUUUUAGGGAAAGAAUUUAUUGUAUGGGAUUAUCAGAAUAGACGUACACUUUUACAAUUCGAUUGCGGAGGAGCACAUAGGUCAUGGGACUUUUGUAAAUUAAGCGGCGCAAUGCAAUUCGUCUUUAUUAAAAAUAAAAGGGUUUGUUUAGUGAAAUCUGAUAUGAAUCUUUUGAAAACAUUACACAUUAUGGGAAGUUUUCACUGUAGCGAAAUCAAUGCUGUUUUUUGUUUUAAGCAUUCCACUGCUGAUAAAUACGCAUUACUUUCUGGUGGAGAAGAUACAACUAUACGUUUAUCUGAAAUUGAUUGGGGCAUUCCACCAGUGAAGUUUAAAAAUAAAAAUAUUUUCAAAUCGCAUCUCUCUAGUGUUAGAGCUAUAACUGCAUGUCUUGUUCAGUCAGAUUCAAACUACGAACGAUAUCUAAUAUCUUCAGCAGGAGGCCGAGCUCAAUUAAUGUUGUGGGAAAUCGAAAUUAACAGAAAUGACAAUUCCGUUAAUUGUAGUGAAAGGUGUUCUCACUAUGAAGCCCUUUCUUCCGACGAGUCUGAAACUCGAAUAAUGGAUCUUUGUUCGGUAUUGACAACAAAAGGAUUAAUCUUACUUGCAGCUACCUCAAAUGGAACUCUGAGGGUGUUUUUGGCUGAUACUGAUGAAGAAAAUAGUUACAGUAUGAGCCCAGUAGGAGAAGUAUGUUAUAAAGCAAUUUGUAUACUCAAAGAGGACACGUUACAUUUUGGAAUUUUACAGACUAUAUUUUAUCUCGAGAAACAUCAAAAAUUAUUCAAGACGACGAUCAAUAUAAAAGUAUUGUAGAAGAUAUUUCUGCUGUUGCUACUAUUCAACUUCACUCUGGAGGAAUCAACAGUGUGGAUUGUAAGGUAGUCGACUGUAGUAGGUGCUUACUACUUACAGGUGGGGACGAUAAUGUAAUCAUUUUCAUUUUACUCUCAUUAAGUGUCAAA